Cuscuta campestris is the source of this 1644-nucleotide messenger RNA. The record is from the annotation of a GenBank genome assembly. NCBI's taxonomy places the organism in Eukaryota, Viridiplantae, Streptophyta, Magnoliopsida, Solanales, Convolvulaceae.
UCGAGUCCUCCGAGUCUUCUAGUCUCAAGUAAGUUUCCUUUUUCCCACUUGUUUCUUUGAGUCAUGUCUGACCACGAGGAUAGCCAGAACCUUUUCAUUCAUUCUUACGGUUCUAGUGCCUGGUCUCAGACCUCCAGUUCACAGUCCUCUUCUUCUUCAGAGCGCCCAGCUGCUUCUCCACAGAAGAAGCCGGUUGAGGCUUCCACUUGUGCCCCUUCUACUUCCGCGGCACAAGUAGUCUCGGUUGCUCGGUCUGUGGACGAGGGCUUUAUUCUGUUGGAUGACCGGUUGCUCUUGGAGCAACCAUCGUACAUGCAGAAGGCUCAAGUCCACGAGCUGCGCAACCUGAUGCGCGAUGGUUACCAGUUGUCCUACCGGGCAACGUGGAAGAAUAUUAUUUCUCUCCACGAGCUGCGCAACCUGAUGCCCCGCGGCGAGCCCUGGUCUUUUGUUCUGAUGGUCCGGUGUCAUGAGGAGCUCUUCCAAGCUUUCUGCUCCGAUUUGCAAGAGCAGGUCGGCCGGAUUGGCCAGGAAUGGUUUACCCGGCUUGUCAAGUCCAAGGAUGAGGAAAAGGCCCGGCUGAAGGGCAUGAUGGCCUCCAAAGAGGCCAAUUCUCAAGAUCAGGAGAAGAUCCAAGAGCUUAAGGGGGAGAAGGCGCAGCUGAAGGAAGAGGCCGCCCGGUGUGCUGAAGAGGUUGCCCGUCUGAAGGCGGAACUUGAGCAGGAGAGAAGUGGCCGGUUUGGAUAUGCUGCAGUCUGGGCAGCCCAAGAUCCCGAACAGUUUGCUGCCCAGGCUAGUCCUGACAGGGAGGCUGCCAUCCGCCUCUUCCAAGGGCUAUAUAAGCAUGAGGUCUCAGCCAAUGUCAUUGAUGAGAUCGGGACCUUUGGCUUCGAGAGCGCCGGGCCCUUUAUGCCAUCCUCUAGCGACGCAUCCAAGCUGCUAUCGUCCUCCGCUCUUCAACCAGAUUCAACUCAGCCAUGUGGUCAGCCUCGUUCUGACUGGGCUGAUACACGGCUUCUCUAAAUGUUGGGAAUUCUGCCUCGAUUGUUUUUUUUGGGAGAAUUGAUUUGGAGAGAACCUAGAUAUGGAGAACUGAAGAACAAAUUCAAUUGCCAAAUGAGAUUUGUUUGAUUUGGAGAAUUCCAAUUUGGGAGUGAAGGUUUGGGUGCGGAUGAAUAUAGGGAUACUUUGGGAAGGUCAACGUAAUUUUUACCCUAUCUUAAAAAUCACUCCCAGUCAAAGUGGGAAGUUAAUAAUAGGACGGAUGGAGUAUAUAAUUUUAAUAAAAAUAAGUAAGAUAUUAAAUUAUAGCCCACAGGCCUAAUAGCAGGAAAAAUUGUCCAGCCCAAUUGAUAUUUGCGGCCCAGUAUAUAUUAAUAUAUACUUUACCCUAACCCUACCUCCUCAUUUACGCCUCCAUUACAACCUUCGUCUUCAUCUCUCUGGUCAUCUUCUCUCGGGUCUUCUUCUCUCUGUCACCACCGUCUUCAUCUCUCUGGUCAUCUACUCUUUAUGAAUAUAUAUUUAUAAUCAGUUUGGAUUUAAGGAGAUUAGUUAUAAAAGUAUUUUUAUAAUUUAUAUUUUUUUUGAGACAUAUAUUCACUAAGUAUAUACAUCUAUAUUUAAUAAGGAGACUUCAUUUAU